Molecule: messenger RNA, 861 nt
Organism: Colletotrichum truncatum
Lineage: Eukaryota; Fungi; Ascomycota; Sordariomycetes; Glomerellales; Glomerellaceae
Product: cenp-o kinetochore centromere component
Cellular component (GO): kinetochore; Mis6-Sim4 complex
Source: RefSeq, a predicted model, not a curated record
AUGCGGUCUCAGAGGCCCUCAACCAAGAGGUUGAGGACCUUAAAGCUAGAAGUCGCGUCAAUGAAGAAGGACCUGAAAAUUCAGUCCACCGCUCUAAUAUCUUCCGAACCCAUACGCAAAGCUCUCCGUCAAACCGACCAUAGUCGAGGCGCCCUUGCGCUCCCAUCCGAAUCGAAUCCGAACCGCGAAAAGAUACUCUCGAGAUCGAAAGCUCAGGAUGCACACGACCAACAUUGCCUGUACCGAACCUGCGCUACAGUCACAACCUUCAAGGUCCAGGACCCAGACCCUAACGCCGUUGAUCACGGAAAUGUUCUUGGAAUCAGGAUCGAACUAAUGGCCGACGCGCGUUUCCGACGACCAUUCUAUGUCAUGCUCAACCGGCCCUACAAAAACUCGCGACACCUGCGAGUACAUCGUCACACAGUUCCCCCUUGCAUUCCACUUGCCGGACUUGCUGCACGGCACUUGCCUGCCCCGAAGCCGGCUGAUGCAGUGAAACAGACGACGCAAGACUUGUCUCGAUUUGUUCGGACGCUAAGGAGGGAAAUCAGCAGGUACCACAACCGGAUUGCAGUCAUAGGCGACCUUCAGAGGGCUGCCGGCUUGCGUGGAGGUGCACGAAAGGAUGGGGAGUCGGAGCAGGCGGUCGUCAGUAUCUCCGCUGCGGACGCCGAAGCGAAGCAGAUAAGCAUCGAGUGGGCCGAUGGUAGAUCAGGUAGACUGGUCAUGAGUGAAGACGGCCAAAUCCAGAAAGCUGUCGUUCUUGGGAACGGCGGGCGGGAUCGUGAGGUCACAAGAGAAUUGCUUGGCGACAGUCACCGCGUGGAAGACGUUGCGAAGCGUUUGGCAGGAACAUAG